CCCGACUUUCCAUACAACGCGAUGAGGAUCAUUAUUGUUGGCGGAGGUAUUGCAGGGAUGUCUACCUACCUCCAUCUACGCAAGCAUCUUCCGUCUCACUCUGAGCACGAUAUCACCAUCUACGAGUCACAUCGUCCUCGCUCGAUAGUGUCAAGCUCUCGUUCACAGGCCCAUCCUAAUCAGUCUGUCAACCUUAAUGCCUUGUCCGAGUCGACAGCAAUUGUUGGGGGCGGGCUCGGCAUCUCACCGAAUGGCAUGAGAGUCUUGCGCGACUUGAGCCUCGGUUUGCACGACCGAGUUGUUGCCCAAGGAUUUCCAGCAGAGCAUUUCAUCUUCAAGGGUGCGAACGGCUGGAGCUUGGGCAUGCAAAGCACGAGCGACAAAGCAGUAAGAGCAAAGGACGAUGCCGAGGAAGUAUGCAUUGCGAGUUCACGGCACGGUCUUUGGACCACGCUCAGGCAAUAUAUAGUGGAAGAGUAUGGUGAAGAGGCGAUCAAGCACAAGAAAGUUUUGAAGCUCGUUCGGAGACUCGACCUACCUACGCUGCGCCUGCAAGUAUACAUGCUCGAUGAGCAAGGGCGAAAGCAGGUGGACAAUGCAGAUUUGGUCAUUGGUGCGGACGGUGUCAAGAGCGUAGUGCGGAACGCCCUCUUCGGCGAUGAUGAGAAGUUUCAACCUAUUUACAGUGGACAGUCGGGCGUAGGAGGGUUCCACAACACCACGAUUCCUCCCAUCAUUGCUGACAACAGAGCCAUGGUGUUUGAAUUCGGCGGCAGUGGCUUUUUCGGCUACUCUUCUGGCGGUCCGAUAUCUGAGAAACAACUCAUGUGGUGGUCAACAUUCGAAACCUCCACGCUGCACAACAUCAAGGCCGUCGAUCCUCGAGACAUCAGACAUGCCCUGAGUGAACGCCACAAGCACUGGAAAGACCCGAUCAUCGAAGACAUCGUCAGCAAUGCGGAUGUUGAAUCCAUAUACCCUACCUGGAUCAUGCCGGAACUUCCACACUGGGGCAAGCGAGGUGUUGUGCUGAUUGGCGACGCAGCCCAUGCUCUGGAUCCAACGACAGGUCAAGGUGCCAGUCAAGCUCUCGAAGACUCUCAGGUAUUCUCAUUACUGCUUGCCGAACUGCUUGAUAGAGAGUGUUACGGUCAAGCACCAGAUCGUUUCACCAUUGACAAAGCGAUCAAGGUGUUCUAUGAGAUUCGUCACCCGAGAGUCAAAACGAUCAGCGAUCGUGGAAAAAAGCUGGCGGGACGGAAGGCUAAUGUGGGUAUCGUCAAGGAGUAUUUCAUGUACUGCUUUAUCUGGCUGUUGAUCAAGUUCCCUUCUAUCGGUAAGGCACUACUUAGUGACGUCAAUCGGGAGCUAUAUUGCUGGUCGUCAAAAGAGAGUAUUCGUGAGGCUUUGCGGAAUGACCGUAUUGAUGAUGGCAUCAACGAACAGUCAAGGCUAAUUGGGUGAGAUUAGAGGUAACCACGCUGCGCAUGAUGAUCCUGUUCAACAUACAUUAUCAUUCCACAUGGACCGAUCCACUAAGAUUAGGCCCUGCAGGACUCACUCUUGUCUUUAACUGCUUUGCUCUAUUGCCACGUAGUGACAUCUUGCGUUACGAAACCAAGAGACUAGGGUGUAAUUAGUGAUAGACUGAUAGUCUAUCGAGGACCCAAAUCCAGUGGUACAGAUCAUUUGGAUGUGAAGCUCAG
This is a messenger RNA of Didymella exigua CBS 183.55, 1706 nucleotides long. Its product is annotated as FAD/NAD(P)-binding domain-containing protein. The record is from RefSeq and is a predicted model, not a curated record. The transcript is spliced from 3 exons. Bases 22 to 1464 code for a protein of 480 amino acids. Lineage: Eukaryota; Fungi; Ascomycota; Dothideomycetes; Pleosporales; Didymellaceae. Gene Ontology annotation, molecular function: monooxygenase activity; FAD binding.